Molecule: messenger RNA, 2136 nt
Organism: Diaporthe citri
Lineage: Eukaryota; Fungi; Ascomycota; Sordariomycetes; Diaporthales; Diaporthaceae
Exons: 1
Coding region: 1-2136 (711 amino acids)
Biological process (GO): mRNA splicing, via spliceosome
Cellular component (GO): post-mRNA release spliceosomal complex
Source: RefSeq, a predicted model, not a curated record
AUGGACGGGCUUGACGAUUUCGAGAAGCAGCUUGCUGCUGAAAAGGCCGAAAGAGAACGAGCGCAAGAACGCUCAGAGAAACGCGAGAAGAAGCACAGGCAUCGCCACCAUCAUCGAAACUCGAGGUCGCCAGACAGGCGUGAUCGCAAUCGCGAUGAUAAACACCACAGGGAAAGGAGCAGGGAUAGAGACGGCCACAGAAGCAGGCACGAUCGCUCCCGGGAGCACGAUUCUGACGAGGAUGGCCACCGACACAAGCGGUCUCGACACUCGAAAGGAGACGGCGAAGAUGAUUCCAGGAGGCGUCGACACAGGCAUAGGGACAGAGACCAGGCCGGAGAUGAAGAGCCAGGCUUCCUUGCGUCUACGGAUCCGAAGGAGAAGCUCCCUGUACCAGACGAAGAGCUACCUCGGGACGAGGCCGCCCCCCUGGAGAGAGAUUCCUGGAUGACCGGCGCAAUAGACAUCGACUACAUCCAUCGUGGCAAGAAGGAGAAGACGCCACCUCCGAAGCAGGUCCCAGAACGGGUCAUUCACCACAGGGAACUAAAUACAGGCUUGGGGGGUGCCAGUGGUGCCUCGGCCAACGAUCUCGAUGAGCUGACGAAUGAAGUCGACUACACAUUCGGCGACGAAGGCUCUCAAUGGCGGAUGACGAAGCUCAACGCAGUCUACCGAACAGCAGAACAGACUGGCCGUUCCGCGGACGAAGUGGGCGAGGAGCGUUUCGGAAGUUUGAGGGAUUUUGAUAAUGCGCGGGAGGAGAAGAUCGUAAUGGAUAGGCGCAAGGUCUAUGGAGAGGGCUACAAGGGUGCAGAGAAGCCUACUGGGGAGCUGUACCAAGAACGCAUGGCCAAGACCCGUCCUCCACCAAAAGAAGAGCUCUACGACCAAGAUGAUGAGCCAGAGCAAGGAGCCGUCAUGGAGGAUGCCGUUCCACCUGUCGAUCAGACUACCCUCAACCGCAUGCGCGCACAAGUAAUGAAGGCAAAACUACGAAAGACCCCAGGUGCUGCAAAACUCGAAGCAGAAUAUAAUACGGCCUUGACACGUUUCAACGGUACAGCGAGCGGAGACAAGGCCGUGGUUCUGGACGCCACGCACAGCCGAAUGCUCGCAGGAACAAGGAACGAGGUGAAGGCCAUCGAUAACAAACGCGGCCGGGAGCGUGGCACGGUCGAGGCGAACGAGGACAUGACCAUCGAUGACAUGGUCCGCGAGGAGCGGCGCACCAGGGGCCAAGCAGGCGGCGAGGGCGUUCGACUUGCGGAGCGCAUUGCCAAGGAUGCCAAAUUCGACGACGACCUGGAGUAUCUUGAUGAGAAUGCCGAGAAGCUGGCCAAGCGAGUGCACAAAUCCGAGAUCAACCUGAAGAAUAUGGCCGUGAACGAGUAUCAGAAGAUGAACAAGGUUCUCGACAGCUGCCCGCUGUGCCACCACGAGGACCGACAGCCACCACAAGACCAGCCCAUUGCGCCAAUUCUUGCACUUGGAACGCGAGUGUACCUGACGCUGGCCACCGAGCCAGAGCUCAAGGGCGCCGAAGGCGGGGCCGUCGUCGUGCCCAUCGGCCACCGGACGAACCUGCUCGAGUGCGACGACGAUGAGUGGGAGGAGAUUCGCAAUUUCAUGAAGAGCCUCACGAGGCUGUACCACGAACAAGGCCGCGAAGUGCUCUUCUACGAAAACGCGGCCGCCCCUCAUCGCCGGUUGCACGCCGCAUUGGUUGCGGUUCCGAUCCCGUGGGACCUUGGCGACACGGCGCCUGCUUUCUUCCGUGAGGCUGUUCUCUCGACCGAGGAGGAGUGGAGCCAGCACAAGAAACUCAUAGACACCGGCAAGAAGGCAAGGGAGGGGGCUGGCAAGCUCGCUUUCCGGAGGAGCAUAGCCAAGGAGAUGCCGUACUUCCACGUGUGGUUCACAAUCGACGGUGGGUUGGGACACAUUGUGGAGGACUCUGCGAGGUGGCCGAAGGGUGAUCUAUUUGCCAGGGAAAUUAUUGGCGGUAUGAUGGACUGCGAGCCCGACAACAUCAAGAAACAGGGAAGAUGGAGCCGGGGCGAUCCGCGUGCUGAGGCCUUCAAGAAGAGGUGGAGGAAGUUCGACUGGACCAGGGCUUUGACAGAGGGACAGUAA